AUGAUAACAGAGGAAGAACAAGAUAAACUUGAUGAAGAUGAAAAUAACCAUUCACAGGUUGAAGAAGAAAAGAAGCACAAAAGUAGUGAAGUGGAAGUAUCAGACAAUGUAUGCGAUGCUGCCGAAGAGAGUGGACUGAUUCAGCAGAGAAGGAGUGGAGGAAACAGCAAUCAGGAGUUUCCUGCUAUGCAGAAUGAAGUUUCUUAUAGUAGCGAUCCUGGUGUGCACAGGAAGGACGUAAAGAAAAAGAACAAUGGCAAAUGGACACCAGGAGGAUGUGUGAUUGCACCAAUAUUUGAAAAGACCGAUUCGCUGACCGGUGGUCUGCUGCACGUGAAUGAUGACAGCAUUUUGAAGGAAGUGGCUCAGAGUGAUGACAGAUUUUGGUAG
Molecule: messenger RNA, 390 nt
Organism: Rangifer tarandus platyrhynchus (Svalbard reindeer)
Lineage: Eukaryota; Metazoa; Chordata; Mammalia; Artiodactyla; Cervidae
Source: the annotation of a GenBank genome assembly